GGGGAGUUGGUGCAGAUCGGGUGCGACGGUGCUGCUAGUUUAGCAGUUUUCACCCUCUGGAGUAAAAGCGCAAGCGCUAAUGUCCUUUCCCGAAGCUCGGUACUACACGCCAGUAAUCCGUGGAAUGCCAAGGUAGAAGGAGCUAUUUUUUCGAAGAGACGCAGCAGAGACGCAGCUCCGAAUAGCUUAAGAAUCGAUGGUCGAUCGAAGAAAGGAGAUUGCCGUUGAAAGCAAGAACAGAGACGAAGAUCGAACAGGAUGAAGACGUGGCGCGUCCAAGUAUCGACUUCGUAUGGACCAACCAGUUACAUGGAACGAUCGAAGCAAAACUCGCUUAGAUCGGUUUAAUGUUUUUGCAGAUAAUACAAAUGUCGAUUUUCGUAUCGCAUUCUUUUGAGGAUCUGGGCUAGGAGAGAAAGCGAAAUAAGAUUUUGUGUCAUAACGGUCAUAAACGUAUUGUGAUCCGUUUGACUUUCCUCCUCACCGAUACUCGACUCGGUUUGUUGGAUGAAUAGAAUAGAAGAGAAAAGUAGGGAAUAAAGGAAAAGGAAGCGCCGGGAAAUAAGUAUCGAAAUAAGGCGAACGGGCGGAAAGACGGACGUAUAAUAGGACAGAAGAAGUGAUUAAGAGAAAGUACUGAAGGAGUGAAGAAGAAAACCGUUGGCGGAGAGGUGAGAAAAGUGGGCGGCAUUACCAAGAUCAAAUAAAAGAGCCUCGUGACGGAGGGGCUUCGUACGGCCCUGGCGCGACUGCGGCACUGCACCCCCACAGGGGGUUCUCUGCCAAAUACACCGAAUCCGCCUUCCACCCCGGAACAUAGAAAUCACGGAUGUCUGGUGGAUGGUCGCGGGUCGAACCGUAAAAACGGUGGCAGCUCAAGGGGUAGCGAUGGGACCGAUUCGGCAACAGCCGAGUCACAGCAGCAGUCGCAGUCGCAGUCGCAGUCGCAGCCGCAGUCGCAGUCACAAUCACAGUCGCAGUCGCAGUCGCAAACAUCGCGUGUUUCUAAUGCCAGCGCACAUCGUCACAAUGGAACGGAUAAUUCGCGCGAAACCGAUUUGUUGUCUCACGCUGCCUCCGCGUUACGAAGACUGCACUUUAAAUCCGCAGGCGGAAGUCGCAGUUGUCGCACCGUUCCAAAAGUGGUCGUUAUGGGUUCGAGCACCGCUUCCGAGACAACAAUCAACACUAGCACCGACAGCGCCAACACGAUGCUCACCAUGGUGACGACAACGGACGGAGAGCAACCGGACGACAGUUUCGAUUUGAUGGAUAUUCCAUCGGAGAUGUCACCACCGGCUACUACAUCGUCGACCGGUGGUCAGUCACCGGAGCCGAUUCUAUCGGCUGUAGCUGUAAUCUCCUCACCGCUGCCAGUCCACGCUUCGACCUCUUGUCCGAUCGAAUAUUCGACCCCGGACGAGAAGGGACUUAAAACUGGCGCGACUUUGAGAUCAGAACUUCCAAUCGAUUGUUUGGAUAUUCGAACAUCUAGUGUUUCGAAUCUUCUCGAUGAGACGGAGAUUCCUUCGGUCGAUGCAACGCCUAUUAUCAUCCACGGUACCGUCAACGAGGUCGGUAAGGUUUCCGUCUCCGGAAGAACCCCGCCUCUUCCAGAUCUCCGAGCGACCGAUUUUUUCAGCACACCAGUAAGGGGUUCGAUGGAUGCUGGUCAACCAGACCCGGAUGGUCUAAAUCCGUUGCUAACCUUGCUUGUUGGAAGAUCCCGUGGCGAAGAUGGGAAUCGGGAGAAUCGAAUAGUAAACAACAUCGGUGAGAAGAAAUACGGGGAGGGAAAACCGAAUGUGAAUGUUACGACGAACCCUCUGGACAUAUCGUUGAUAGGAACUUGCACCGAUCAAAGUAACAACGAUCAGUCGUCCGAUGGUCCUGGUAGAACAACCAGUGCCACGAGCAAACCUCGAGGAAAACCCGCCGAAUCGCAUCCCCUCGUUUCAACCAUUCAUUCAUGGGUCAGGCUCUUUUUCCCGUUUUGCGCAAUAGGAGGCAACGCGAGUGGAAAUAAGAGAUCGACGCAAGCGGCAACAAUCGUGGUGCAACAACCGUCGCUGUCAUUGGAUGGAUCAGCCGGAGCUGCAACAAUAUUGCUGCACCCAGAGUUGGACGUUAGACGUCGAGAGGAAAAUAUGAGACAAUUGUUGGAUGUGGCCAAUACCUUGACCUUGCAAGAAAUACACGACUUUGAGAUGAGGUACGGUAGUCCGCACCACAGUCGGUCUCAGUCGGUUAAGACUCCCGGAAGUCGUUCAUCGGGCAGACCAAACUAUCUGUGUCUUCCACAGCAGAGAUCAAGAGUCGCGAGCAUGCCAAAUACCGGCGUUGAAGAAGAGUAUUAUAGACUUCGACAUUUCAGUAUAACUGGUAAAGGAGUUGUAAAUCGAGGAGACUCGUUGAAAAGUCGGAGAUCUCGAUCAAACAAUAGCGUCGCUUCGAGUAACUCGAGCACGGAACAUUUAACAGCUUCGUAUCCUGGAUCGGCAAGAAAUUCUGCAGCGGGAUCGUUGGCGAGUUCCCGCGAAAGCAGCGCGUCUCAGGGACCAACACCGUAUCGCGUUCUAAUGCUGGGAGCUCCAGCCGUAGGAAAAAGUUCGCUGGUUUCUCAGUUUAUGACGUCGGAAUAUCUUCAUGCGUACGAUACAUCGAUUGACGAUGAAUCGGGAGAGAAAACCGUCAGCGUUCUUCUAGCUGGAGAAGAAUCCGAACUGACUUUUAUCGAUCACUCUAGCACUGAGAUGACGCCGGAAACCUGCAUCACUACGUACGAACCACAUGCUUAUUGCGUCGUCUAUUCAACGACCGAUCGGGCUUCGGUACGCGUGGCGGAAGAAGUUUUGCAAACACUUUGGCGCAGCGACUACGUGUCGGCUCGAGCGGUGAUCCUUGUUGGAAACAAAGUCGACCUCGUUCGCAGUCGAUUAGUCUCGACCGAAGAGGGGAAAUCUAUGGCUACAUCUUACGACUGUAAAUUUAUCGAAACAUCGGUCGGAAUCAAUCAUAAUGUCGACGAACUUCUCGUUGGCUUGCUUACGCAAAUUCGACUGAAGCUCGAGAACCCUGAAAGAACAAGGGACCUAUUUCGGAAGAGAUCGCGAAAGAAUCGUAGCAAAUCACCUUUAGGAUCUUGUUCUGAAAAUAAUUCACCGAAAAAAUAUCGCGGUAGUCGUACAAGUACCAGUUUAAAGGUACGAAAUUUAUUAGGUAAGGUAUGGGCAAGAGAUAGCAAGUCCAAGAGUUGUGAAAAUUUACAUGUUCUUUAAUCGUUUGGACGAAGAAAUGCGACACGACAUUCUAUUCCUACUCGAUCAGAACGUCACUAAAGUUGCUUUCAAUCUACAAUUUCUUCGUUUUUUACCUUGGUUUCUUCUCUUCUCAUUUCUUUAUCGUUCUCUUCUUCCUGGUAGUUGUUUUUAUCCCCUUUGCCUUCAUUCAUUAUUUUUCGAUCUUUAUUCCAUUUUUCUACAUAACUUCUCGAGCUUCGAUUGCUUUGGAUUUCGCAUCGCGGGGACCAGCAUUCAUCAGACCACUAGUCAAUUCUCUCGUUGUUUCCUAUUUUAUUCUAAUCGUAUUGGUGUUGUAAGUUUUAAUGGAAUCGGUUUAUUGAAUAAAAUACGGUCCAUCUAAAUACAUACACGAUCGAAUAGCUUGAAAAGCGUUUAUAAAGACGUUUUUGCGAAACUUUAACUACGUUUCGACAGUGGAGUGCGUGUCAAGGAGUCACGAAUAGAUCGAAACCUCGAGUAUAAAAUAAUUCGAACGAGUUUUCUCGGUUUUUCUCUAAUUCCUCUCUGAAACCAACUGUUUCAAUCUCGAAAUUAUAAAAAGCCGAAAGCAUUGUGUGUCACUUACAUAUUUCGAGCUCUUUAUUUUAGCUUGUUCACCUCUUCUCUCUCAAACUCUUCCUCUUACAUCAGUCUUUUUUUGUUGUGGUGCAAUCAGUUUUAUCGAUCUCUUUACUCUUCGCAUGUUUGAUAUACAUAUGUAUAUAUUACUCCCGUUCUACGAUCCAAACGCGAAAAAGUGAACCAAUGUUCUUAUGUUUUUCAAGCUCGCACGAUCGAUGCACAGCCAUAAUCACAUUAGGAUUAUUUUCUUCAAAUUUCACUACAUACCAGGAGUAAAAACACCAUUUACAUUAUAUAUCUCUACAUUAAUAUUAAAUCGACAAUAUACAUAUAUAUGUAUGUAAGCAGUUACUUCGUCUUUCGCAAUUCCACAACUUUCCUACAUUGGGUUUCGUCGUUACGUUAGUUGUCACGCAAAUGUUGAUUGAAUGGUUGAUUGGUUGAACGCAAUCGUGAACAAACAGUACAAAAGUUUGUCGCCUUACUUCGUUCGUCACUUAAAUGAUACAGAGAAUAAGAUAGAGAAGGAGCGAGGGAAAAAAUAAGGGCCGGAAGAAAAAUGAUAAAACUAAAAAAUGGAAAAAUAAAAGGUACACGUGCCGAUUUUUUAUCUCGCAAACCAACGUUGAAUUAUGUUUCUUAUUAAUCUGUUACGAUAUAUUAUGAAAAUUUAUAGAAUAACAAACGCGUUUUUUCUUGUUUGUUAAUCGCGAAGCGAAAAAAUUGUAACGAAUCGAGUUGUAUCGCUCGAGCAAACAGAUUAGUUUGCGUUUAAGUACAUACGAAGAGAAAGAAGGAUUUACUUAAUAGAAAAGAGACAGGGAAACAUAAAAAGGGGAAAAAAGACAAAAUCACACAUUUAGAGUACGAUAAGUGCAUAAAUACAAGUUCACAUGUGAGAUUUUGUUCGUUUACGAGAUUUUGCAGAUAUGACGGAUUUUUGGAAGACUGUCCGGUAAAUUGUAUUACUCUUUAAGUAUACAACCAAUUUUACCUUAGUCUGUAUUGUUACCUUAUAAUAACCUCCCGUCCAUCGACUAGAAAGAAAUUUCUACGAGCCAUGGCAAUCGUUUAAAUCGCCAUUACUGCAUGGAAUCGUAACGAACGUAUCGGACAUUUCGAGUACACGAAUGACCAUAAAUUAGUCGUUAAGAACCGCGCUACUUGUUUCCGCGAAAAGUUUCCAUUACUUUUCGUGCCGAAACGAACUGUAAUUGUACCGUGCUGUACCGCGCCGUACCAUGCCGUGCAUCGUACCAAAUUUUAACUUUUAACCUUUCAAAGCGCAUGUGCGAGACUGAUUUUCAUUCGAUUUCGAAUAUCGAACGAUACCGCUGACGAACGGGCGUUUCGUUUCCUUGAGAAAAUUGUUUGCGAAAUAAACUACAUGUUCCGAUAAGAACAAACGUCGUCGAUGCGCGCAUGCUCUUUUACUUGUACUUUUUUCUCUUUUUCGAGAAAAGAUCGUCCUCUGCUCUUCGCUAGGCCGUAUUAACAACGAGAGCAGCGACGUUAAACGACAAGGACAUGCAAAAGGAAAUUGAGAAUGAGAGGGCAAACUGUAAUCGAAAGGACCAAUUUGAUAAGAAAUAAGAUGUGCAAAGAAAAAUAAAAAGAAAACAUUAUGACUUUCAUGAGUAGACUACGAUGGGAUGAGAAUGGGGAUGAUGGGGAGCGUGCGAGCGAGAGAGAGAGAGAGAGAGAAAGAGAGAGAGAGCGAGCGAGAGAGAGAGAGAGAGAAGGGGUAGAAAAUGAGGGAUUUAAAGAGGGAAGAGUACGAUGUUCGCUGAUGAUUAUCCGUCCAUCAAUGUACACCUUGAAAAAGAUAUCCUUCGCAAACGACCAUGCCGAUUUUAAUCAAGAGCUGAUCGAUGUUGACGAGCUUUGUUUGAAGGACCCACACGAACACCGUCUCUUGGAAUGUGAGGUGGUGAAUCGGUCGCACUGCCCUCUCAAUGUGGAGAAAAUCUCGAGGAAGAUGCAAGCGGACAAAUGAUAUAUGUACAAUGUACAUAUAAUACGUCUCGAUUUUGACGGACACAACACGUGUCGCUUGUUGAAUAUGUACGUAUGUAUGUAUGUAUGUAUGUAUGUAUGUAUGUAUGUAUGUAUGUAUGUAUGUAUGUAUGUAUGCAUGCAUGCAUGCAUGCAUGCAUGUAUGUAUGUAUGUAUGUAUGUAUGUAUGUAUGUAUGUAUGUAUGUAUGUAUGUAUGUAUGUAUGUAUGUAUGUAUGUAUGUAUGUAUGUAUGUAUGUAUGUAUGUAUGUAUGUAUGUAUGUAUGUAUGUAUGUAUGUAUGUAUGUAUGUAUGUAUGUAUGUAUGUAUGUAUGUAUGUAUGUAUGUAUGUAUGUAUGUAUGUAUGUAUGUAUGUAUGUAUGUAUGUAUGUAUGUAUGUAUGUAUGUAUGUAUGUAUGUAUGUAUGUAUGCAUGCAUGCAUGCAUGAUGUGUGUUUGUUGUGCGUGUGUGCGCGCGCACGAGCGCGUGUUGUGUGUAUGCAUUUAUGUAUUUAUGUAUGCACGUAUGUGUGUUUGUUGUGCGUGUGUGCGCGCGCACGAGCGCGUGUUGUGUGCAUACAUUUAUGUAUAUUUAUGUAUGCACGUAUGUACGUAUGUACGUAUGUAUAUAUGUAUCUGUGUAUGUAUGUACGUAUGAAUAUAUGCAUGUGUAUAUGUAUGAAUAUACAUAUGUACGUAUGUACAUAUUUAUGUGCGUAUGUAUGUAUAUACGUAUGUGCGCAUUUAUGUAUGUAUGUAUGUACGUAUGUAUAUACGAAUGUAAUAUGUAUGUAUAUGCGAUCGAAUGCACCGACGAAUACCCACAUUUUGCGGACCAGAGCCUACCGAUUAGGCAAUUUCUUCGAUCGAUGUUAUAUUAUAUCCUUGUACCUGUAUGCGUAGUAAAGCCGCGCUGAUUUUAUUGUCUUUUCUUGUUAUUAGCGUAUCAAACAACGUUGUUAGUAUAUUGACCGUUGCUAUCGAGAAUACGAUUUUCUAGUGUAUGGAAGAUCGGGAUACAACGAGAAAUAGAUUCAGAUCGAAUUUGCGAUUCGACGCUAAUCUUUACGCUACAUGAUGUCAUGCCGGUGAUAGCGAUGACAAUGACUAUGACAACAGAGACGCUGACGACGAUCGUUUCGAUAAUAUAUUACAAACAUUUUUAUUUCUAUUUAUAUUUCUAUGUCUGUACGUACGUCCAAUAUAUCUGAAAUAAGUUAUCGUUUCAUCCUUGUGUAUGUAUUUUAAAAUCAUAGAAAUUGAUUGUUCAGCGAAUUAUUAUGCUGAUGCGUUGAUAAUAAUUCUCGUUUUUUCUUCAUACAUAUGCAUGUAUAUAUAGGAACUACAAAAUCUCUUGAAAGAAAAUACUUCCUGAAGCAUCGUGUGAUCGCCAAUUUAAGCACCCGAUAAAAACCAAAGCCAUUGUUUUCCAAAAUUCCAUUUCAUCGUAUACUAGUGAUGAAAUAUUAAUAAUGUCCGAGAAAAAAAUGCGACACGUAGAUGAUACGGAAUGCAUGUAAAUCGAUAAAAUAAAGAUAUAGCAUUUUCUCAUUCAUCUAA
This is a messenger RNA of Bombus huntii, 7416 nucleotides long. RefSeq lists its product as uncharacterized. NCBI's taxonomy places the organism in Eukaryota, Metazoa, Arthropoda, Insecta, Hymenoptera, Apidae. The transcript has 12 exons. The coding region runs from base 1152 to 3278 and encodes 708 amino acids. Gene Ontology annotation, cellular component: plasma membrane. The record is from RefSeq and is a predicted model, not a curated record. Gene Ontology annotation, molecular function: GTP binding; calcium channel regulator activity; GTPase activity.